AUGGCAAAGACUAAACAAACAGGAAUAACAUACACUCCUCCCAUGAAGAAACGAUUGCCUCAGCUGUAUAAGCUCAAGGAGAAAACUACAGCCAGAGGAUCCAGAUCAUCUUGGGUGAAAGACUCAUGGUCUCCGAAAGCAAAGUCGGGUCAGAAUGCAUAUCUCCGGCAAUGGAAGGGCAAGUUCAAAGACUAUAUAAACUUACUCAUGGUCAGAGAAGCCCCUCCGGCAGACCGACUUUGCUCAGUGUGCAAGAAGGAUGGGGUGUAUAAAUGCCAUGGCUGUUUCAAUGAGCCCCUCUUUUGCACAGACUGCUGCAGAAUCCAGCAUCAAAGACAUCCAUUCCAUCGCAUCAAAACUUCACUCAUUAAAGUCGGCCUCCACAUUCACCUCGCUCAUGACGGCACUCCAUGUCCCAGCAGCACAGAUUACAUGUCAGACGUCUUUGAAUGGUCAGAUACCGAUGAAAAUAUAGACUACAACGACUAUCCGGAGGGACCUUCUACCCCACCGGUCACAAAUUCAGAUCAUCCGGCCAUAACUGUAGUGGACAAGUCCGGAGUUCACUCUCUUUCCAUAUGGUAUUGCCACUGCCCCGGUUCUCUCAACCAAGACAUGCAGCUCUUCCAAGCAGGCUUGUUCCCAGCUUCUUUCACCAGACCGAAAACUGCAUUUACAUUCUCUGUCUUGGACGACUUUCUGCUAGAUAAUCUCGAGUGCGGGACAUCAGCGAUGAAUUACUACAGCAAAAUUCGCAGACUAACCUCAAGCAUCUUUCCACUGAUGGUUCCGGAUCGCUACAGAGAGCUCAUGAGAACUUCCAGGCAGUGGCGACAAUGCAAGCUUUACAAGUGGCAUGGAUUUGCCCACAAAGAUGACCAGCCAAUGGCCGGUGAUCUCGCCCUAUUUUGCCCCGCAUGUCCGCAACCUGGGAUAAACUUGGACCUGUCUACCGGUGUAGUCACCCAGCCUGACGACGCACCUUCUUGGCUCAUCACCAGGUCUUUGGUCAUGGAUGGUAAUUUUAAAGCCGAGCACAUGCAUCCGGUGAAUCCAUCCGACGAAGUAUCAUUGAUGGAUGGUCUCGCAUUCAUGGUCUCCGAUGAAAGAUACAAGAGUCAUUUGUCCGUUGCUCAAGACCAUGUCCAAAAGUCAGAUUGCAACAAUCACCGGGCGGUCAAUCAAGCAAACGCCUCCCGGCAAAGGCUGGAAGCCACCGGUAUAGGAGGGUGUGCAUGUGCACGGCAUGGAUGUUUUGUCCCACAUUCCAUGGUGGAUUUUCAGAGGGGCGAAAGGCAGAUGAACAUGGACUAUGCGUUGAGUCAAGCACUCAACUAUAAGACCGAUGGAAUCUCUCGAGCCAUAACUUUCUAUGACAUAAAUUGUCAGUAUAACAAGUAUUUGAAGGACCGGAUCGCUUCCAGUAUAUAUCUUUCCAUCCCCAUCGGCAUGGAUAUCAUUCCCGGAAUAGGUUUGUGGCAUGUACAUGGCCAUCAAGACAGCUGCUUUGUCCGGUAUGCAUCAAAUUUCAUCCACGGGGCUGGCAGGAUAGAUGGAGAGAUCAUGGAGACCCUCUGGGCGCCUUUGAAUAUCAUCUCCCCAUCAGCCAGGGGCAUGGGAACCCCGCAUCGCAAGGAGGUAUUGGAUUAUCAGAUGAAUGAUUGCAACUUCAUGAAAAUGAUUCGCAUCACUAAGUUUCUCUGCAGAAAGUUAAAAGAGGCAAUCAAGGGUGCUGCGGAGAGCAAAAUUGCAUUCCAAAAUCUCAGCGAAACAGCUCACCCUGACAUGGUCAUUCUUUGGGAGGCAGAGGAGGCACUCGCUCAUGCGAACAGACUGGAUGAUCCGACAGCUAUGGACAUCUAUGAGGUCCGGUUGGAAAAGGCUCCCACUAGAAAACAGCAGGAGUUGCGCCUCCUGCAGGCUCAAAAUCGCCCAGAACAUCCGGUUACCAACUCCCCUGGUCGCCGAGGAGCUGCCACCUGGCUCGCAACCGGUCUCACCAUAGAGGAAUCUCAAAUCUCUCUUGCUAGGGAUGUGAAACAGCUGGGAAAGCAUCCCACAGACAUGCAAUUAUUGAGAGUGGCCCGACUCCGAGACAAGCUUCAAACUCACAUCACAAGCUUUCUCAUGGUGGCACCUACUUAUCUCGGAGUUCAAGUCGAUGUCAACGACCCGGAUUUGCUGGUCAACAGAGUUUGUAAUUCACUCCCGGAUGAUUAUGAAGACGACUCCGAUCUCGAUGAUGAUCCGGAGCCGGAUAUACACGAUACUUCCAUAUUUCAACCGGAGCUCACUGUCAUACCCCUGCCAUCCAAUAUUGGUCAGGUCAGGUGCAAGGAUUUAGGUCUUAUGGAUCUCAUGAAAGAAGAAACUACCCUUCGUGAAGGCCAGGCCAAUGAUGCACUCCAUGCCAUUAGAGUUCAUUUGGUAGAUAAAGCCGUCAUAUUCCGCAAUACUGUCCGGUCAGCCAAGUCACAGGCCUCAUCCACCAGGGCAUGGACUCAAGUUCGCUCGGUGGAAACAGCAGUAAAUCUCAAUGCCAGUAUAUAUUCGAAAUGCAGGUUGCAACUGGCUAAUCUCCCUGACCACGACCUCUUGAAGAAAUACCUUCCUUUGAAGAAAGAAGACCUGAAAGCAAGCUCUGCAGUGGCCGAUCCCAAUGCACGUGGUCAGAGGGACACGACUCUUUCAUGGUUCUGGUCCUUGGAUGUUCAGGGCGACACAUCAGGCAAUGACUGGAUGACAGAAUUUUAUCGGGUGAAUUGGCUCCGGACGAAAGCACUGCGUGAUCGUUGGAAUGAGGAGGUUAUUCUUGUCAAACAUGAAAUGCAGUGGUCCAUUAAUUUCUUUAACCACAAAGCCAAGCAAUGGCUCAUUCAUGGUACCGGUCGGAUAGUUCAUGCCACCGGUCGGAUGGUUCAUGGUACCGGUCGGAUGGUUCAUGCCAUCGGUCAGAUGGUUCAUGGUACCGGGCGGGUGGUUCAUGGUACUGGGCGGGUGGUUCAUGUUACCGGUUGGAUAUAUAGUUCAUGGUGCCGGGUGGAUAGUUCUUGGUACCGGUUGGACAGUUCUUGGUACCGGUUGAAUCUUUCAUAA
This is a messenger RNA of Suillus paluster, 3096 nucleotides long. RefSeq lists its product as uncharacterized. Bases 1 to 3096 code for a protein of 1031 amino acids. Lineage: Eukaryota; Fungi; Basidiomycota; Agaricomycetes; Boletales; Suillaceae. The transcript is spliced from 9 exons. The record is from RefSeq and is a predicted model, not a curated record.